AUGGAAGAGUUCUCGAUGAAUGAAGAUAUUUCAAGAGGGGAAGUGCUAUUGCAUGCGCUUGACUAUUUCAGGGUAAAUCACUUCCCUUUUUUGCCUCCACCCCCACCAAAGUGGGGCUUCCCCAGUAACUCACUGGUGAAGAAUCUGCCUGCGAUGCAGGAGACACGGGAGAUCCGGAUUCAAUCCCUGGGUCGGGAAGAUCCGCUGGAGAAGGAAAUGGCUACCCACUUCAGUAUUCUUGCCUGGAGAAUCCCAUGGACAGAGAAGCCUGGUGGGCUAUUGUCCAUGGGGUCACAAAGAGUCAGACAGGACUGA
Messenger RNA from Rangifer tarandus platyrhynchus (Svalbard reindeer), 315 nucleotides. NCBI's taxonomy places the organism in Eukaryota, Metazoa, Chordata, Mammalia, Artiodactyla, Cervidae. The record is from the annotation of a GenBank genome assembly.